Molecule: messenger RNA, 2901 nt
Organism: Liolophura sinensis
Lineage: Eukaryota; Metazoa; Mollusca; Polyplacophora; Chitonida; Chitonidae
Product: beta-1,3-galactosyltransferase 1-like
Exons: 2
Coding region: 390-1619 (409 amino acids)
Biological process (GO): protein O-linked glycosylation
Cellular component (GO): Golgi membrane
Molecular function (GO): hexosyltransferase activity
Source: RefSeq, a predicted model, not a curated record
UAUUACACCCAUAUAUAGGUAACUUUCAUUUUCUGAGUAGUGGCUCAAUGAUAACGCCCAAACAAGUUUUUUUUACUCGUACAACACCGCACUUUUCGUAUGAUGGAACACUAUAGUUCAGGUCAAACUAUACAUGACUAUAUCUAUGUGUUUGUCCAACCAUGACCUGCAAUUCUAUACCGAAAAUACCACAGAAGAAUAAUGGGGCGCUGUGCAACAAGAUGUCGGACCGUCCUGCGCAAUGCCGAGGAACUGAGGAUAAAAUGGACAGGAGUUAAAAAGCUGAUAAGACGUUUAAGCGGUGGAUACCAUCAUGUUGGCGACAGAAUGAUCCAGACGAGAAUUUCGCAUCAGCUCUCUUCUUAUGUGGCUCUUAUGUUACAAUAGGCAUGCCUUCCCCACAACGGACGUCAAAGGGAGGUAACCGGGGCAUUAACCUGGAAACCAUCUUCGCCUCUUUGGUUGUCUCAGCCUGCUUGUGUUCGCUUCUUAUUGCUCAUUUGUCUCGCCCGAACGUGGUUUACGUAGCAACGAGGAAGCUUCAGUUCAAAACAGCUGUCCCAAUUAAUUCUUUUCAAGGCGGAAUACAUCAGGUAUCCCUUGAAGCAGACGACCCUCGUCCUCGUCACGUGAUACAUGAUAAAAUCGAAAGCGAGGUUGCCUCUAGUGGUGUUCUUCCGUGGUUCAAGCCCGUUCCCAGUCCAUCCAUCGCCCCAGGUGUUCAACAUCCGUAUUUCGAAGGCUACAUCAUAGAAAACAAGGACAUCUGUAAAAACCAAAGAGUUGAUAUUUUGAUUUAUAUGCACAGCGAAGUAAGUCACUUUUCUUCCAGAACGAUUUUGAGAGAAACUUGGGCCGGUCUAAACAAUUUUAAAGAUAUUCGUGUAAAAACAGUGUUUUUCCUGGGUGAUGCAGCUCACCCUGAAGACGGCCCCGGGGUGGGCCUUGAACAGUCCACAUACAACGAUAUAGUCCAGGGGGAUUUUGUAGAUGUGUUUACCAAUUUAGGAAUCAAAGCCGUUAUGGUCAGCCAGUGGAUAAGCCGACAUUGUGCACAUGCACGAUAUGUUAUUAAGGUUGAUGACAACAUAUUUUUGGACAUUUUCCGUGUUACCGAAUUGUUUAUACCACAAAUCUGGCAUAGCCCCACAACAUUGAUGUGUCAUUUUCAGAAAGGUGAAUCUCGAAAAAUCCAGCGAGACCCUCAUAACAGAUGGUACGUCCCUGUUCAUCUGCUAGCCAACAAGACGUAUUAUCCGGAAUUUUGUUCUGGUUAUGCCAUUCUAAUGACCACUGAUGUCAUGCCGAUUUUGUACCAGGGUAGUUUCAAGGCUCCACUGAUAGCAGUGGACGAUGCUUUCUUGUUUGGAUUGAGCGCGCCCACUGUCAAACCUCUGAAGUAUGUAGACAUCUCACGUCACCUUAGCCUUCAACAGGAUGUCCAGCUGGGGGAAUAUACCAGUGGAGCACCUAUUACACAUACGGCGUGCAAAGUGAAAGACUCAGCCGGGUACCGGUCUCUGUGGAACGCCACCUUGAAUCGUCUGACAGACUGGGCACUCCAGCAUGCGAGUGUACAUGUCCUCAAGCAAAGACAAUCCCUGGAAAGAGGCACAUAGACAGACAUACGAGGCUUCAAUGUAGUCAGUGAGGAUCAUAGUGGCCCAAGGGUCAUAGGUUACACGAGCGCAUUGCCGAGGGUUAUAGGUUACACGAGCGCAUUGCCAAGGGUUAUAGGUUACAUGAGCGCAUUGCCAAGGGUUAUAGGUUACACGAGCGCUUUCAUUUUUCCUUAUUGUUUAUGAAGUAAAGUUUUCAACUUCAACCUCAAACAUAUAUAUCACCUGCCAUGCCAUACCACCACAUGUAGCUUGAACUUUUCUCGAUAACAUAUCAAAAAAUGACCUAGAUUGACCACCAUUAUUUUGAGCUGUGGUUGCUGGAAGUAAUUGUCUGUGUGGCAGUAUAACCCAAUCAGUGAUCCUUCACGCUUCAGUUCGGAGGCAAAUCUUAGACCAAAUUGCCCGGAUUGCACAUGUCAAGACAUUAUACAGGCUUCAAAUCUCAGCACGUGUAUGUACAUUAAAAUCAUUAAUCAAGUUAUUCAGAGGAUGGGAGAAAAUUACUGUGUGAAACUAAAAAGUUGUCAAGUUCUCCUCAAAAUCCUCAUUUUCGUUUCAAAUAUAGAUUGUUUUUCUUUGUAAAAAAAGUGUAAAUUUAAAUGAACCAGGUAAAGUGUUUUUGGUAAACGGUUUUGCCUGUAAGUUGGACGGACGGAUCGUUGUUGUUGAUCGAGUCUUGUACCAUGGUCCCAAUUUUGACAUGGGUCCAAGCUGUGUACUUAAUUGUAAUCCGCCGCUGUAUCUGAACAGUUGUGUUUGUAAAACUGGUGUGUAGUGGCACAAGCUCUGGGACAAGCACUGAAGGCACAACAGCACAGAAUUGCUUGUUUUCACAGAGCUUGGAACCGACUUAGUGAACCGAUUUAGGCGAGAAAUGCUCUGAAACUUUAUUUCUGCCGCGGUUAGAGGGGGUUGAUUUAUUAGACAACGUCAGUGGAAAGCGGUCAUGAUCAUACACGUCUGGCUCUGCGUUUAUAACCAGCAAAUUACCGAAGGUCGUGGGUCCCCCCCCACCCGCUCUGUCCGAUUUCCUCCAACAUAAUGCUGGCCAUCGUCGUAUAAAUGAAAUAUUCUUGAGAACGACGUAAAACACCAAUCAAAUAAAUAAAUCUGUUUAUAGUCAUACACAAACUGUAGUGCAUAUCACACGUGGAUAUACACUUUUCCAAACAUACCAUUUAUUUGCCGUACACAAUAUCCUUCCAUAAUACGUGUGCUGCGCAUGACAAAAUGUAAAUAAGGCACAUGUCAGCCAAACGAGUGUUAUAUCCGCGUUAUA